Molecule: messenger RNA, 8226 nt
Organism: Mytilus californianus (California mussel)
Lineage: Eukaryota; Metazoa; Mollusca; Bivalvia; Mytilida; Mytilidae
Product: histone-lysine N-methyltransferase NSD2-like
Exons: 20
Coding region: 63-4226 (1387 amino acids)
Biological process (GO): regulation of DNA-templated transcription
Cellular component (GO): chromatin; nucleus
Molecular function (GO): protein binding; histone H3K36 methyltransferase activity
Source: RefSeq, a predicted model, not a curated record
GCCGACAGGAAGCCGAAUCGGUCAUGGUGUCUUCCGGUGAAACCAACAUUGGAAGAUGAAGUAUGGACAGUGAGUCUGCUGCGGUACCUAACCAUCAAGCAAUAUCUCCUUCCUCUCCUACAAAAAAUCCAGCCAUGAAUGGAACCUCACAAGCCCCGUCAGGCUUCCGCCAUAUUCUACCACAAAUUCCUACCAUGAAUAGGAACCCUAAAAUUGCUCAAAGUAAAGCUAGUGCUAAGAAGGAAGUAGCUAGUCCACCAGGAAGUGUUGGUUCUAAGUUGGUAGUGGAAGAUGCUAGCAAGGUUGUUGCAAUAGAUGUAGAUGUCAAACAAGAAAUAUCAGUCCAGAAGAUGCCAGAGGAGGGGGUGCCAAAUGAAAAUGAAGAGUCCGCAGAAAAUGAGAAGCCAAAAGAAUCUGACAAGUCUCCAACAUUGAGUGCAGUAUCUACCUUAGAUCCAGAUAAAAAACCUGAAGGAAAGUCAGAUCAAAAUCAGGAUCUCAAAACACAAAAAAAAUUGAAGUCAUCAUCAGAAAAAUCAGAGCUUAAAGGUACAAAAUCUCCGGAAAAGUCUGAACAGAGGCCACAGAAUCCACCUGAAAAGAAAGUGGGAAGUUAUAAAAAUAUUUUUGAUGACAAGGUUGUUGAAGGUAAAAGACAACGCAAACCUAAAGUUAUCGAUGAUGAUUUGACUGGGUCACCUAAAACAGCUGUGAAAGCACCAGAAGUUAAACUUAAAAAACGAGAAUCUUUAACAGUAGUAGAGGAGGAAAAACCAGUAGAAUGGUUGGUUGGUGAUUGCCUUUGGGGAAAAGUGGCAGGACAUCCAUGGUGGCCAUGUAUGGUAUCUUUUGAUCCCCACACUGGUAUAUAUACAAAAAUGCAAGGGAAAUCAAGGAUGUAUCACAUGCAAUAUUUUGGUGAUGAAUGUGAAAGAGGAUGGGUUUAUAGCUCAUCAGUGAUGGAGUUUAAAGGGAAGAAAGAUUAUGAUGAACAUGUGAAACAAGCAUUUGAUAAUGCGAAAAAGUCUGAUCGUACUAGACUAGAAAAAUUAUAUAAAACUUACCCUGGUAGAUUAAAAGCCUGGAAUAUAGCAAUACUGGAAGCUGAGUCUGCAUUGCCAUUGUCAAGAAAUGAACGUAAACAGAAAUAUAUAUUUGAUUAUGAACAACCCAAACCUGUUGAUGUACCCCCGGUCGCUGCUGAAGUGACCCCACUAAAUGGAGAUGUUGAAUCAAGUUCUGAACAAAAAAAAGUGGAUAAAAGUAAAAAGAGAAUGUCAUUACCUGUUAAAGAAAAAACUAAAGAUUCUAAAGUACAAAAAAGAAAAUUAAGUUUAGAUGUUAACUCUCCUAAUAUUCCAAAACCAAAAAAGAUGAAAGUAUCUGAGGAGGAAACACCAGUAAAAACAGAUACACCCAAAGUUCAACAAAUUGAAGGAUGUUUUGAAGUAUUUUGUCAAAAAAAUAAAGAUACAAUGAUGGAAGAACAUCCUAGUUUUACUGAAGAGAUGCUUGCAGACCUAAUGAAACAACAAUGGUGUAUGAUGAGUCAAAAACAAAAGGCUCGAUAUAAAUCAAAGUUUGCCUCUGAUGAACCAGAACCUAAAAAGAAGCGUAUGAGUAAACCAACAGCAAAAAAAAUUGAUAUGGAAGAAAUGGAAGAAGAUGCACCUGAAGAGGAAGAAGUUGCAAAGAAGAAGAAAUCUUCACAAAAGUCAACAGAACCAGAGGAGCAAGAAAAACCAGAGAAAGUUCCUAAGGUCAAACGUUCAAAAUCUGUCAAAGAAACAAAGCCUGUUGUUAGUGAUCAGGUUGAGCCAAUGGAAACAGAAGAAACUGUUGAACCAAGUGAAGAGGAUCAGGAAAAUUCCAAGAGUGCUGCUCCUAAACCUACUGAUCUAGAAAAUGAAGAACCAGAGUUUGAGAUUUUGAAAUUGGCCUCUUCUGGUCCUCAAAAAGCAGAAAAGAUCUGUCAGAUAUGUGAGAAAGAUGGAGAUUUGUUAGACUGUACUGGUCCUUGUUUGGGCACCUUCCAUGCUAAUUGUCUUGGUCUGAAAGAAACAGCUUCUGAAAACUUUAAAUGUGACGAAUGUACAACAGGAAAUCACAGCUGUUUUAAGUGUAAGAAAGCUGACACAAACACGAAGAAGUGUGGCGUUGUACAAUGUGGAAAAUUUUACCAUGAGGACUGUGUUAAAUCUCUUCAGUAUGCUAAAUGUGAGAAUAAAAAUUUCACAUGUCCACUUCAUGCCUGUGAAAGUUGUUGUGCUGAACAAACUAAAAAAGACAAGUCAUCUAAAGGUGCCAGAUUAUUGCGUUGUGUAAGAUGUCCUACAGCAUACCAUGUAGGAGAAUUCUGUAUAGGAGCUGGAAGUAUAAAUUUGCCUGGUUAUAAUAUUGUUUGUCCUAAACAUUUCAAACCAUCAAAGUCAAAUAAGGCUGUACAUAGUCAUGUAAAUGUGUCCUGGUGUUUCUCUUGUAACAAUGGUGGUUCAUUAAUCUGUUGUGAGAGUUGUCCAGCAGCUUUCCAUGCAGAUUGUGUAAAGAUUAAAUCAACCGAAGGAAGCUUUUAUUGUGCUGAGUGUGCUGCUGGGAAAAGACCAUUAUAUGGUGAUAUUGUAUGGGUCAAGUUAGGAACAUACAGAUGGUGGCCAUGUCAAGUCUGUCAUCCUGCCAAUGUUCCACACAAUAUACAACACAAAGCUCAUGGUGUUGGAGAAUUUCCUGUACAGUUUUUUGGUUCUAAAGAUUAUUACUGGAUCCAUAAAGGAAGGUGUUUUGCAUUCCAAGAAGGUGACAAAGCCUCAAAAGAAAACACAGCAAAUAAGCAUUUAGCCAAGAUAUUUAGCAAAGGUGUUUAUGAAGCAACAGAGGCAUUCAAAGUAUGGAAGGCAGUGAAAGCCAACAAAGAACAAGUUGAAAAAGAAAGACAAGACAGAAAACCAGCACCAUUUAAAUAUGUAAAGACAAAUGUUCCAAUAGGCAGUGUACAGAUCUACAAAGCUGAUUUGACAGAAAUUCCUAGGUGUGAGUGUAAGCCAGAACAAGAUAAUCCUUGUAGUUCUGACACUGAUUGUCUCAACAGAAUGUUAAUGUAUGAAUGCCAUCCAGCUGUUUGCCCAGCCGGAGAGAAAUGUCAGAAUCAGAGAUACCAGAAACGGGAAUAUCCAGAUUCAGAACCUUAUAAAGUUCCUAAUAAAGGAUGGGGACUAAAGACAAAUGUUUCUGUUAAAAAGGGACAGUUUGUUAAUGAAUAUGUUGGUGAUUUAAUUGACGAAGACGAGGUUAAAAAGAGAAUAAAACAAGCACAUGAUGAUAAUGUGAUGAAUUUCUACAUGUUAACAUUAGAUAAUAAAAGAAUAAUAGAUGCUGGACCUAAAGGAAACUUGUCCCGGUUUAUGAACCAUAGUUGUCAACCUAACUGUGAGACACAGAAAUGGACUGUAAAUGGUGAUGUCCGUGUGGGUCUGUUUGCACUGCAUGAUAUUCCAGCAGGAUCAGAGUUGACAUUUAAUUACAACUUUGAAUGUUUGGGAAAUGACAAAACAAGUUGUUCAUGUGGUGCUGCUAACUGUAGUGGAUUCCUGGGUGUUAGACCAAAGACUGCAGCUGCAGCAGCUCAAGAGAAAAAAGCAAAAGAAGCAAAAAGUAAAGAUAAAAAGAAACGGAAAAAAAGAAAAACUGAAGUCAAGAAAAGCCAUGAGGAUGAGUGUUUCAGAUGUGGUGAGGGAGGGGAGUUAAUCAUGUGUGACAAAAAUGGAUGUCCAAAAGCUUAUCAUUUAACUUGUCUUAAGCUGAGCAAACCUCCACAUGGAAAAUGGGAUUGUCCCUGGCAUCAUUGUGACGAAUGUGGUAAACCUGCCACUAAGAAAUGUGCCCUUUGUCCUAACUCAUUCUGUUCAGUACAUGAAGAAACCAAUAUCAGGGAAGUACAAGGUUUCCUUAUUUGUACUGACCAUGAAGAUUCCGAGGCAAAUGAUCUCUACAUAUCUGAUCAGGAAGAACGAGCCUCAAGCAGCACAAGAUCUUCAGUGUCAUCAGACGUUGCCUCUGAAGAUGAUUCCAAACCAGUUGAGAAAAAGAAGGCAAGUAACGGCAAAAGAGGCAGAAAGAGUGGCAGUAAAUCUCAGGGUACAGACGAUCCAUUGGCCGUAGCCCCAAUGUUUGAUGACAGCGAUGACGAUGGAUUCUCAGGACUUGUUAUAGACAUACCCAGUAUCCCAUAAGGCAUCUUGUAUUCACUUGUAAAAAACAGUUUCAUUGCAUGAAUUCAUUAUACUUGAAUUGUUCACUAACAAAUAACAAAUUUGAGGAGAACUUGUUAACUUUGUUUUGUAAAUAUCUUAAUAUUAUUCGUUAUAUUCAUCCUGUUACAAUAUUUGUCGUAUUCUCUUUGUUAAUUUUCAAGUUGACAAUAGAUUUAAAGUAUUCCAAUGAAUCAGAUAAGCACAGUAUUGUUGUUUCUCAUUCAAGAAGUUAAUUCAACAACUGUUCAGUUAAUUCUACACCUGUUCAUGUGUUUCCUGAAAAAACAUAAUGUAAAUACCUAAAAUGACCUCAGAUUUACUCAACAAUCUUAUAUAAUUUGUAUAUUUUGAUCAAAUGUUUCUGUACCUUCAUUGGACAUAUUUCACAUUAAAAUGUCCAAUAUUCUAGGUUUAACAUGGUAGGGAUACCUCAAAAUUUCUACAAUACCUAUGAAGUUUCAUCUACAUAAGUUUUGAUAACUCAUCCUCAUGCCUGUUAGUUUACAAUUUUCAAAUGUGUUUAUUAAAUGUCAACUUUCAAAAUUUAUAUCUUUAUAAUAAAUUGUUUAAGAAAAACAUUAUUGGCAUAUUUAUACAGUAGGCAUUUUAAAUUUUAUGGGAUAAUUUUUAGAAAGAAAGGAAAACUUUUCAAUAUUUUUGUAUGAAUGCUUCAGCUAUAAAUAUCUUGAAGAGUUCUUUGAUGGGAUGGGAGUGACUCAUUUAUCCAAUAAUUUUUGUUGAAAUUUUUAUGAUGAAAAAUGACUUUCAUGUAAAUAAAACAAAAUUGAAUGGAAAAAACUGGAGAAAUAUGUAGAACUUGGGUUAGUUCUAAGAUUUCAAUAUUUUCCCCCUCUUUUGUUUUUGGCAAAGAAAAGAUGGAUUGUGAAAAUUAAUUAUUUGGGACUUUUUGUGUAUGUGGUUGAACCAUGAAUCCAUAUUCAUGCUUUUAUUUUCUUUGACAAAUAGGAGGGUUAGAUUCAAUUAAGCUUUUAUAAAAAUAUUCAAAAGUGAAAAUAUUUAAAUCAAGUUCAGUUCAAUCAGAAUUAUUUGUACAUUAAAUAUAACAGAAAAAAAGCUAUUGUUUAAAUUUUAGGGAACGCAAAGUGUACAGAAUUUGAUUUGUUUGAAAAAUGUGUGGAAGAAGUUUAUAAGGAUUGUUCUAAUUUGUUUAUUCAAUUUAUUAUUGUCAACUGAUAAUUACUAUUGAACAUAUUUAAUAUGAUAUUACCAGUGUUUCCACCCAGCAUUCAUGCUAUGGUACCUGAAUUAAAAAUUUGAAAUUAAAAAAAAUUGUUAGAAUUAUGCAGAAGUGGGAUGAAAUUGUUAACAUUUUAUUGUUAUAUUUGAACACAUUAUUUGAGUGUCUUGCAAGUUUUAAAAGUUGAUAUUUAUGGUAGUAAAAUGUUGGCAUUUUGUGAUAUGUUCAGGAUUAUUAUCAGGUUGCAUAUAUUUUCUUAGUCUCACUCUUAAUGAUGAAUACUAUUAAUAAUAAUAACUUUAUCAGCUCAAAUAACACCCUUAAGAGGAUCAAAAUUGAGGGAACAGGGAAGGGGUGGGGUAUAUAGAAAUCCCCCUGUCCAUCCAUCUUUUACAGGUGCCUUGUCAUCAACUCCUCAAAAACAUCUGGACAGAUAAUGAUGAAACUUUACACAAUAGUAAAGUGUAACAUGUGAAUAAAGGAAAGUAAUCCUAGUUCAACAUGUUAAAGGGAAGAUAAUCAAUUUACUUACUUCAAUAUACUUAUAGUAUUGCGGGGCAAGGGUAUCCUUUUGUGAGUUUAAUCGCAGUUUUAGUUUUGAAAGGAAUAAACAAUGAAAAAUCAUGAUAUAAACAAAAUAUUUUUUUGUAAGCCACAAAUUAUUUGUGGAAAAUUCAUGGAAAAUUAAUUCCCAACUUUGACUGAAUUGUUUUUAAUACGAAGGGAACAGAAGGAAUCUUUUUCCAAAGAAAUCCAUUGUCUAUGUACCACGAAGAACAAAUAUUGAAUUUUUGAAUUUAGCAGUCUGUGAAAAAACUUAUAUGUAUUUGCUCUAAAUCUCGUUUCAAGAAAAUACUUCCAUAUGUUUAACAAAUUUUUUCUAAAUUUUCAAUGGCUCAAACCAAUUUUUACAAGUCACUUGACUAUUGCUAUGUUUUUGGCACAGAAUGAGAUCGGAAAAGAUAAAGGCAGAUAAUAAACUGUUUUUGUUGCAAGUACAAAUAAAAAGGAAUUAGAAUUUUAUCAUAUCGUGAUAUUUUUCUAUUUUUUCAGUCAAUUAAUUUAAUGAAAUGCGAUGUACUUGAAUGAAAGAUUUAAAGAAAAUUCUGUGCAAUCAUGUGAAACUUGUGUGUCACACUCAAAUUUUUUUUGAAAAUCAUGUGUAGAGAACAGAUUUUUUUUUUAUUUGGUGAGUAAUUAAAAGCUAUAAGUUCAAUAAUUAAAAUGAAUAGUUCCCAUUCUAAAUAAUACCUUGUUAAAGUUAUUGUAUGUAAAAGUAUUCAUGAGCUAGUUAUAUAGUGUGUAAAUAGACGAUUGUAUUUUAUUGUGUUAAUUCUCAAAUUGUUUUAUUCUAAAUUUUAUUUAACACAAAAAUGUUAGAAUUGUAUUUUAGUGUGGUGGAAUAUUUAUGACAUAAAAUUCUUUCAGAGGUUUUUUAACUGAUAUUUUAUUGUACAUUAUUGGUGUCAAAGUUGAUUUUUAAUAUCUUAACAUUGCUUUAGUUCUACUCUAUAAAUAUUGUAAUUAUAUUUAAAAAUACAGGUGUUGAAACAUAAAAGUGUAUAUUAAUCUUUCUGUUAUGCAAGUCAAAUUCCACAUAAACUUCUCCCAUUCUAAGUUCUUUUGGCUUUCUUAUCGAGUAAUAGAUAUAUUGAAUGAAAAUUUACAGAGUUCGCGAAAUGUGGUGGUCCGAAGGAUUUGACCACCAAAAUUUUGCAAAGGACUGACACAAUCUUGGUAUUUGCAAUAAAAAUAAUAAUAAGGACCAGCAGAUUUUCUCCAAGGAUCACCAGGGGAAAAAGAUUUUGCUAACUCCUAAUUUAUAAGGGGAAGGGGACUCUUUAGCUAUAAAAUGGUUUUAAGAGAAAAUAUGAAUUAUUAGCAUUUUUUAAUUCAAAAAAAAAUAUGAACAAACUGAUUAAAAAUUUAAAUUACAUAUAAUAGUAAUUUAAUGCAGACUUCAAAUUAGGAAAGUUUAUGUACAAACUUUAAAACUAGAUAUGUCCUCUUUUAUAGUUAGUCAGUAUUUAUAUCGAUAUUGAUUCAGGGCUUGUUUCAUUUAUAAAAUAGUAUGUGAAAAGGUAGAAAGGCUUCCAAAAUCCUCCUCUCCACAACCAUUAUUGUUUGCAUACAUCAAAUGGAAAUACAACCAUAAAUGACCAAUGAUCAAAAUUAAAAAAAAAUAAAACUUCCAUUUCCACCCCCUCACAAUUAUUUUAACAGAAUACCCCUUUAUAAAGCAGUUGUACAGUUAUGUGAAUCAUGUACACACCAAGGAAGUAAAACAUCAUAAUAAAUUACAAAGUCAAACUAUUGUUCAUAAGUCUGAAGUAAAUGAUCUCAUGUAUAGGUUACACAAUAAUAGAAAAUUCAUUUGAAAACACGUCCGGGAAAAAAGUUUUUUUGUUCGUGACAGAAUACGUAAGAAUUAGAGCUCAGUAAUUGUAUGAUUAUAUAGGUAAAUAGACUGUACUACUAAUUUUGUUUGAAAAAUUUACAGGAGUUCAGAGGAUGGGGUAAGAGUUUAUACUAGAUUUUGGCAGGCAAAAUUCAACAAAUAAAAUGUUAUGUACAAAGUUUUUGUAAUAUAAUAGUAAAAUGGGAGAACCAUUACAAUAUAAAUUCUUAGGUAAAACAAAAGUAAAACUAGAUCAUUAUAUAUUUAUAGGUUAACAUUGAUUUCAUCAUUAUUCUGGAGUACAUAAUUUUUCAUGGAAUUGUUCAUACAUUAUUUGUAAAGUGUUAUUAUGUAAAUUGUGAAAUUAAAGCUUCUGGUAGAUA